This is a messenger RNA of Rhopilema esculentum, 2334 nucleotides long. The record is from RefSeq and is a predicted model, not a curated record. Lineage: Eukaryota; Metazoa; Cnidaria; Scyphozoa; Rhizostomeae; Rhizostomatidae.
AUUACAUGAGGAGGGCUGGCCCUAUCAAGAGGGCUGGCCCUAGUACCCGAGACGGAUUUCUGUUUGCGAUUACAUGAGAAAAACUCAUCUCGCGGUUGAGCUCUCGUCCCUGUGCAAUAAGUUGUGCAAUGAUUUGGCGGGAAAGUUUUAAUUUUCUGUGCUGAUGAAAAUGGCGGCAACAAAAAGCAACAGAGCACGAUUUACAAGCAUUUGCCGUAAAAUUGGAAUAUUUGUGUCUUUAUUGAUGCAAUUCCAAGGCAUUCUUUAUUUGUAUUUACUUCAACAAAAAAUUAUGUGUCGAAAAAUCCUUGCAUAUGGCGCAAUGAAGAAAAGUAGAAUGCAAAGAAAAGCAGAAUGCGAAGAAAAGCGAAGCACAUUCAGAUGAAAAGGAUGUUGAGAAAGAAAAGAAGUACUUGGGUCAGAAAUGGAAGAACGGAGUCUUGGUGGGCGAAUAUGUUGAGGGAAUUUCACCUGAAGAUGAAUGGAAAAGAAACUUCCGAAUGACCAAAUUACAGUUUUUUCUUCUUUGUGAUAAAUUACGACCAUUUAUCUCGCCAGGAACAUCACCAAAUUACAGGGCCUUGACAUUAGAGAAAAAAAUUGCAGUAACAUUAUAUUACCUAAAAGAUACUGGUUCUAUAGAGUACCGAAGUCGUGACGUCAGGUUGCCAUGGAAGCGUUUCAACUGGUUCUAAACAAAGUUUUCAUCAUGGCGUCUGGUUUCGAGUAGCAAAACAUAGGCGAAGAAAAAUGGUACAGUGUUUUGCCCCGGACUGCAAUCAUCAGUCAGAAAGGGAGACAUGCAAAUUUUAUAGAUUUCCUAAGAGCCCUAGUGAGUUUGAACGGUGGAAAAAGCUGUUGAGACGACAAGACCGAGCUCCGGGAAGUAAUUCGCGUGUUUGUAGCUGCCAUUUCCGCGACGAAUUAAAAGUAAAUGGCCCCGAAAUCUUCAAAAGAAAUGCAGAUAAAUUCUUUCCAACCACCGAAGUACGAAAGCCGAAAAUUGCUAAAAAGGUAAAGCCAGCUCCCGAAAAUCCAAGUGGCCUAAUGUUAGUUUCAGACAUCGUUGAACAGUAUUACGCCUCUGCUGCCUCCACUUCAAGAGAAAACAACACAGAAACGCCAACUCGAGAAGUUCUGCUUCAAAUUGAAGUAGAAAAUCUAAGAAAGGAAGUAAAGGAUUUGAAAAUUAAAGGGACGUACCAGAGGGAAGUUUACUCGGUAUUAUCACUGAAAGAUGAGGUAAUUUGCAUGGAGACUGGCCUAACAAAUAAGGAUAUAUUCCUUAUCGUUGUCAAUUUUGUAAGACGGUUCUCAAAUGAUAUCGACUACUAUUAUGGCUGGAAAGUUGACAAGAUUUUGUUGGAAGAUCAAGUUUUUAUAACCCUAAUGAAAGUACGACAGAACUAUACAAACCUGCACUUGGCUGAGCUUUUUCACUGUAGCACUUCAACGAUCAGUAAUAUAAUAUUAACAUUUGUUCAUGUACUUUGCAAGCUGCUUUAUGAGGACUGUUUAAAAACUGUGCCUUCAAGGGAAAAGAACAGAACCUCUAUGCCUGAAUCAUUUUCAUUGUUUGGCCAUUGUAAAAUGAUCAUUGACUGCACUGAUAUUGAGGUUGCUGCCCCUGGCUUGAUGAGUGAACAGAAACUGAUCUAUUCAACAUACCGAGGAAUGAACUCAUUCAAGACACUGAUUGGGGUUGCACCAAAUGCUGUCAUUACUUAUGUAAGCAAACUGUUUCCUGGCUCAACAUCUGAUAAAGCCAUUGUUGAAAAAUCUGGAGUGUUACAUCAUUUUGAAGCAGGAGAUUUGAUACUGGCAGACAAGGGGUAUUUAAUAACAGAUAUUCUUCCCCCAGGUGUUUCCGUGAACAUUCCCCAAUUCUUAUAUAAUGGAAAGUUUAAUUCAAGUGAAAUAAAGCUCACAAAAACAAUUGCACGAUGCAGAAUUCACGUGGAACGAGCAAACGCAAGGCUUAAAGAUUUUAAGAUCUUAAGCUUUAUUCCACCAUACCUUCGAUGCUACUCUGAAACACUUUUAAAACUGUGUGCUGGGCUGGUCAACUUGCAAAACUCACUCAUCAGAGAAAUCAGAGACACUGUAGAUUUAACAUAAUUUUCUUUUAAUGUCAAAAUGAAUAGAACAUAAACAAAAAUUUGAAAUCAACUUGACUAGAAUUAAUUUUGAGCCUUAACCCUAUUUUUGAAUAGCAUAUAAAUUACAGACUUAAAAAAGCCCUGGACAAGUGAACUGAACAUUACAUACCCAUUGCCAAGUGAGCAACUGUGGUCAGUUCAAAAUUUAUACAGGCAGAUUGUGGAUAAAUAUUCA